AUGUCACACGACGAAGCUAUAACCACAUCGGACGAAAUGGGACAGAUCGACUUGCGAGUUUUCCAGUUAUCGAUUCAACUUCCGGACAUAAUUGAUCAAUUCCGCACUGUACUCACUCAAAUGAAGACCUCUGAUAUAUCCCUUGAAGAUGGGACACGGAAGUACACUGACUUCAUCAACGCGAUCAUUCAAAAUGCGUUUACUCCCGAGGUACAACAAAUAGCGGCCAACCAGAAGAAACAGAAGCAACAGAAAGAAGUGAACAACGUUCUCAAUGAAGUCAUAACAACUGAAGAAGAGUUUAUGAACUGUAUGGUCACGUAUUUGAAGAACUACGGGAGGAUUCUGAUGAAAUCCAAAACGGUAGGGGUCCACGUGAAAAACAUUGAAAUUGUAGUUUUGAAGAUCGUCGCGUUAUCAGAGAAGCUUGUGAAGAUCCUUCGCAACAAGGACUAUGAGAAAUUGUUUGAUUGUGUGAAGGACUUAUCGAUAUAUAGUAAUUACUGCAUCUUCUACGAGAGAGUCGUGAAUUUGUUGCCAAAAGCACGAAAGGAGAUUCCAGAGAUCGAUUUGGUGACUAAGAACCCUGAGGUGAAAGGACUGAAUGUCAUGGACUACUUAAUUAAGCCAGUGCAACACAUCACAAAGUACCCACUCUUUUUAAACACUCUCAAGAACUUAAUGGAUGGAGCGCAGAAGAAAUUGGUCGAGCGAUUGUUCGACGAAGUGUAUGAUGUGCUGUUAGAUAACAACUCCACACAGAAGUAUUUUAAUUCGGAGAGUGAGAAGGAGGCGCUUCUUCCUAAAUUGAAGUGGAAGACGGAUGAAGUUGAUUUGAAUAAUGAAUUCUUCAUGUUGAAAGUGUCUGUGAAGGCAUUGACACUGAUUGAGAAGUGUGCGUACUUCCCAAUGAAGGACGUCAACUUUGGGGUUUUGUUCUCACGACAUGUAGUAUUUGGGAAGGAAAAAGGGUCGAAGAUAUACAUCGAAAAGGUGUUAAAUAACAUCGAGUCGUUUGAAUCCUUUGACGAUCACUUAAUUCUUCAAACCGCAGACUCUACGGUGUCCCUCUCAUUUAACGAAAAAGGCGAUUUACAAAUGUUUAACAUUAAAAUAAAGGAGUACCUCGACUCAGUCUCUCCUAAUUUACGAUUGCGUCUAACUCAAUCACCAUCAGUCGAAAACCUUCUCAGCAUUAACAGACAAAGAAGGCCGUCUGAGGCAGGUGUGGAACAACACAUCAAACUGUCACCAGACUGUUCGCCCCGCGAAAUCGAAAAGAGAAAAAAGGUCGUAAAGCAACUCCACAGAACGUUAACGUCCACAGCGACACAUCGGCCAAAUAUCUCGAUGUUUUGA
Entamoeba invadens IP1 is the source of this 1359-nucleotide messenger RNA. RefSeq lists its product as hypothetical. NCBI's taxonomy places the organism in Eukaryota, Evosea, Mastigamoebida, Endamoebidae. Gene Ontology annotation, molecular function: guanyl-nucleotide exchange factor activity. The coding region runs from base 1 to 1359 and encodes 452 amino acids. The transcript has a single exon. The record is from RefSeq and is a predicted model, not a curated record.